Morone saxatilis (striped sea-bass) is the source of this 3304-nucleotide messenger RNA. RefSeq names its product toll-like receptor 7 (gene tlr7). Lineage: Eukaryota; Metazoa; Chordata; Actinopteri; Moronidae. The record is from RefSeq and is a predicted model, not a curated record. Gene Ontology annotation, molecular function: protein binding; pattern recognition receptor activity. The coding region runs from base 1 to 3162 and encodes 1053 amino acids. Gene Ontology annotation, cellular component: plasma membrane. Gene Ontology annotation, biological process: canonical NF-kappaB signal transduction; positive regulation of interleukin-6 production; toll-like receptor signaling pathway. The transcript has 2 exons.
AUGUUCUUCCACCUGAUGUGUGUGUCACUGCUGGGCCUGUGGUGUUGUCUCUCCAUAUCGACAGCAAGCGUUUCUUACCCAAAAACUCUGCCAUGCGAUGUUAGUGAGACCAGCAACGGGAGUGUGGUGAAGGUGGACUGCACUGAGAGAAGUCUCAAAGAUGUCCCCCUUGGCAUCCCCAGAGACACCACCAACCUGACGCUCACCAUCAACCAUAUUCCUAAAUUAAACUCCUCCUCCUUCCAAGGUCUGGAAAACCUGACAGAGAUUGACAUGAGGUGCAACUGUGUGCCCAUCAAAAUCGGCCCCAAGGACCGCAUGUGCACUCAGAGUGUGGCAAUAGAAGAAAAUACCUUCACCAGCCUGAGGAAUCUGCGAGCGUUGUAUUUAGACGGCAAUCAGCUCUACAGUAUACCUAAAGGCCUUCCUUCAAAUCUGAUCCUGCUGAGUUUGGAAGUCAAUCAUAUUUAUAGUAUUUCUAAAGCAAACCUCUCUGAGAUCAGAAAUAUUGAGAUGCUUUACCUCAGUCAAAACUGCUAUUAUCGUAACCCAUGUAAUGUUUCCUAUGAGAUAGAGGAUGGUGCGUUUUUGCAGCUUAAGAAUUUAACAUUGUUAUGUCUCAAGUCAAAUAACUUAUCCUUUAUUCCGCAUCAACUACCCACAGGUCUGAAAGAGUUGUAUCUCUACAACAAUAACAUUCAAAAAGUCACUGAUGAGGAUUUCAAAAACCUAACAAACCUUGAGAUUCUGGAUAUUAGCGGAAACUGCCCUCGAUGUUACAACGCUCCUUUCCCAUGCAACCCAUGCCCGAAUAAUUCACCGCUUAGUAUCAGCAAUACGGCUUUUAAAAUGUUGACAAAGCUAAAGACGCUCCGCCUGCACAGUAACUCUCUGACACGUGUGCCAUCCGAGUGGUUCGCCAGCACAAAGGAGCUCAAGGUGCUUGAUCUCUCAUCAAACUUUUUAGCAGGAGAGAUAGGAGUGACUGACUUCCCACAUUUCCUGGGCAAACUGGAAGAACUGGACCUUUCAUUUAACUAUGAGUUGCAGAGGUAUCCUCAAACACUGAGACUGAGCGGCAGUUUCUCUUCCCUCAAAUCCCUUAGAAUUCUCAGAAUCAAGGGCUUUGUGUUUCAGCAGCUAAAACCAGAGAGCAUUGCUCCUUUAAAACCUCUAACAAACUUGGAGGUUGUAGAUCUGGGUACAAACUUCAUUAAAAUGGCAAACCUUAGUAUUCUGAUGGAAUUAAAAAGCUUUAAAAUCAUCAGUCUGUCUGACAACAAAAUAUCCUCCCCCUCUGACGGCCAGGAAACUGUCGGUUUCUCUGAGGGAGAGCCCAUGCAAUGGUCUCCCAUGCUGGCUGCUGCUCAGUAUCAAAAUAAGGAAGUAAGAGAGAUUCAUUACUUCAGAUAUGAUGAAUAUGCACGCAGCUGCAAAUACAAAGAUAAAGAACUUGGAGUUAUUACAUCAUUUGUCAACAGGGAAUGCAGUCAGUUUGGCAAAACCCUGGAUGUGAGCAGAAACAACAUAUUCUUCUUGCAUUCAAGAUUUUUAAAUCUUGGAGAGCUGAGAUGUCUCAAUCUGUCUGGAAAUGCAAUGAGCCAAAGUCUGAAUGGCUCUGAAUUCACCAAUCUGAAAAAUUUACAAUAUCUGGACUUCUCCUCAAAUCGCCUGGACCUUCUCUACUCCACUGCGUUUCAAGAGCUGACAAAUCUGGUCAUCUUGGAUAUAAGUAGCAACAACCAUUAUUUUGAGUCUGAGGGCUUGACUCACAUGCUUAAUUUCACUAAAAAUUUGAAAAAUCUCAAGGUCUUGAUGAUGAACCACAACAAGAUCUCUACCACCACCAACACUGAGCUGGAGAGUCAGUCUCUAAAGAGGUUAGAGUUCAGGGAUAACCGGUUAGAUAUGUUGUGGAGAGAUGGGGACACCAGAUAUGUCAAUUAUUUCAAGAAGUUACUUAAUCUGACAGUUCUCGACAUCUCUCACAACAACCUCAAUUUCCUUCCACGGGAAGUGUUCAGGGGUCUGCCAGACAAACUGUCUGAGCUAUACAUGAAAAACAACAGACUAAAUUCCUUUGAGUGGCAGAAUCUACAAUUUCUGCAUUCUUUGCAAGUCUUAGAUCUCAGUGGAAACAGCUUAACUACUGUUCCAGACCUGCUGUCAAACUGUACCAGAUCUCUCAAAAAGCUAAUUUUACAUAAAAACCAAAUCCUAAAACUCACACCAGACUUCCUCAAAGAUGCCUACAACUUAAAAUAUCUAGAUCUUAGUUCUAACCACAUACAGCACAUUGACCAAUCUAGUUUUCCAGAUAAUGUUGUUAAUCAGAUGGAAAAACUGCUUCUGCACAACAACAGAUUCCUGUGCAGUUGCAGUGCCACUUGGUUCAUCACGUGGCUCAACAAGACCACAGUAACCAUCCCCAAACUGGCCACAGAUGUCUUGUGUGCCUCUCCCGGGGCACAAAGAGGUCAUCCAGUGAUCUCAGUGGACCUGCUCGCCUGCCAGCACAGCUACCUGUCAAUCAUCCUCUACACCCUCAUGACUUCCCUCAUCCUCAGCUUCCUCACCCUGUCCAUCUCAAGCCACCUCUUCCUGUGGGACGUCUGGUACAUCUACCACUUCUGCAGGGCCAAGAUCAAAGGUUAUAACCGCCUGUACUCCCAAAGCUCCGUCUAUGAUGCCUUUGUGAUCUAUGACAAGGACGACCCUGCAGUGACAGAGUGGGUGAUGAAGGAAAUGUGCGUCCACCUGGAGGACCGCGGAGACCGUCAUCUGACGCUGUGUCUCGAAGAACGGGACUGGAUCCCCGGAUGCCCCCUGAUCGACAACCUCUCCCAGAGCAUCCACAAGAGCAAGAGGACCGUGUUCAUUCUCACCAACAGAUAUAUUAAGAGUGGCAACUUCAAGACAGCUUUCUACAUGGCCCAUCAAAGGCUAAUGGAUGAAAAAAAUGACGUCAUCAUCCUAAUCUGCCUGGAGAAGGUACCUUGUGAUUCAAAGUACCUGAAAUUAAGGAAGAGACUGUAUAAGAGGUCUGUGCUGGAGUGGCCAACAAACCCUCAAGCCCAGCCGUACUUCUGGUUCAGCUUGAGAAGUGUAUUAGCAACGGAAAGCCACAAACAAUACAACAAUCUCUUCAAAGAGACACUGUAAAUAGAACAAUAUAAUGUAAUGCAUAGUUCCUUCUUUAUUCUAAAUGUUCUGAAUGUACCUCUGUGUAUAAAUUACACUGUGUUUUAAUCUAAGAACAAGAAUAUUCUUUGCACUCUUUGCCAUCUCCACAGAGGGUUAUAAC